AAUGUCAGUCAAAUGCCAGCUGGGUCCCUACUUACAUGGCUAGUUCCUGAGAGGUCACAGGUCUCUGUGGGUUUUUAGUGUCAAUAGUGUACAAGCACUUCUCCUCGUGGUUGUGCAGCAGCAGCGUUGCCAGGGUCGCUGUCCGUAGAUGAUCAGCAGAAAAUAACCAGUAAACUGCCACUGCUUUGCGUUCCAGGUCUCCUCCUGACCAGCAUUUCUCAACAGAUCGUUCAUCCAACACACGUGACCUGUCCUCAGGCCCAAACACACCUCUGUAUUUACAGUUUCAGCUGAUACUGGGCCCACCUUAGCAGCAGCACCAUGCUGAGCCAGGACUUCCAAGAGGAAAUUAAGUUCUUAGAUCUGGAAGAUGUCAGCCAGUACAUCAGGAACAUCUCCACCCCCAUGUUGGUCAGCAUAGGAGCAGUGGCUGCUGCCACCACCUACUACCUGGCUACACGACCCAAAGCCCUCCCUCCAGUCUGCGACCUCCAUAUGCAGUCGAUUGAGGCUCCGGGCAGUGACUAUGUGCAUAGUUCAGUGCUUCUGAAAGGAGAGAGUUACCUUACUCACAUCUAUGAAGAUGCCAGAACUAUGUACGAGUCUUUCGUCAGAGGUGCAAGAGUCUCCAAUAACGGUCCCUGUUUGGGCUUCAGGAAACCAAAACAGCCGUAUGAGUGGAUGUCUUACAACGAGGUAAUGAAUCGAGCAGAAAAUCUGGGUUCUGCAUUUCUUCACAAAGGACACUCAAAAACCACCAACCCCCACAUUGGUAUUUUCUCUCAGAACAGACCAGAGUGGACCAUCACUGAGCUGGCAUGUUACACCUACUCUCUCGUAUCCAUCCCUUUUUAUGACACACUGGGAACAGAGGCCAUUUUCUACAUCAUAGACAAAGCUUCCAUCUCAACCAUAGUGUGUGAUGUUUCUCAUAAAGCUAGUCUGGUGCUGAACUGUGUUAAAGACAUGAAACACUCAGUGAAGACCAUCAUUUUGAUGGAGACCCCCAGUGCCAGCCUGGUGGAGCGGGGCCAGCAGGCUGGAGUCAACAUCCUGAGCCUGCAGGAGAUGGAGGCUAUUGGACAGGCCAACUAUGAGCAGCCAGUUCCCCCUCAGCCUGAUGACAUGGCAGUCAUCUGUUUCACCAGUGGAACCACAGGGAACCCAAAAGGAGCGAUGUUAACACAUAGGAAUAUUGUGUCCAACUGCUCAUCCUUCAUCAAACUGACUGAGAUUUCCUGUCCACUAAAUUCCAGUGAUGUCCAUAUUUCCUACCUUCCCUUGGCUCAUAUGUUUGAAAGAGUAGUCCAGGGGGUCAUGUUAGUGCAGGGAGCCAGAAUUGGCUUUUUCCAGGGAGAUGUUCGUCAGUUGUUGGAUGAUCUGAUCGCACUGAAGCCUACAGUGUUCCCAGUCGUACCGAGACUUGUCAACAGAAUGUAUGAUAAAGUGAGUGAGCCACCGAAACAUCUGCAGAUCUUUGGGCAGGCCAACACCUCUGUGAAGCGCUGGCUGCUUGAGUUGGCCUACAGGAGGAAGCAUGCAGAGAUCAUAAAAGGCAUUGUGAGAACAGACAGUAUCUGGGAUCGACUCAUCUUCAGGAAGGUCCAGGCCAGCCUCGGAGGCCACGUGCGUCUCAUGGUUACAGGAGCAGCUCCCAUCUGUCCUACAGUCCUCUCCUUCCUCAGAGUUGCUAUAGGCUGUCAGUUCUAUGAAGGCUAUGGGCAGACAGAAUGCACAGCUGGAUGUACACUCACCCUUCCUGGAGACUGUAGUUCAGAUCACGUUGGACCUCCUCUGCCCUGUAACUCCAUCAAACUGGUGGACGUCCAAGAGAUGAACUACCUGGCUAUAAACGGGGAAGGAGAGGUGUGUGUGAAGGGUUCAAACGUUUUCCAGGGCUAUCUGAAUGACCCAGAAAAGACUGCAGAGGCUAUAGAUGCAGACGGAUGGUUGCACACUGGAGACAUCGGGAAGUGGCUCCCUAACGGCGCACUGAAGAUUGUUGACAGGAAGAAACACAUCUUUAAGCUGGCCCAGGGGGAGUACAUUGCUCCUGAGAAGAUUGAGAACAUCUACACAAGGAGUGAUGCAGUGGUACAGGCCUUUGUGCAUGGAGAUAGUCUGCAGGCUUGUCUGGUAGCAGUGGUGGUACCUGACCCUGACUUCCUGUGUAGCUGGGCGAAGAGGACGCUGGGGCUGCAGGGAAGCUACGAGGAGCUGUGUGGCAAAGCGGAGGUCAAGGCAGCCAUCUUGGAGGACAUGCUUCGGCUUGGCAAAGAGGGAGGGCUGAAGUCCUUUGAACAGGUUAAGGCCAUCCACGUCCACACAGAGAUGUUCUCCAUAGAGAACGGCCUGCUCACCCCAACGAUGAAAGCCAAGAGGAAUGAAAUGCGCCAGUACUUCAGAUCCCAGAUAGAUGAGCUGUACGCUGGGAUCAAUAUGUAGAAGGACUCAGGAGCUCAGAAUGUGUUCCUUUGCAUGAAGAGAUGAGGUGGCAAACAGGAGAACAAGUCUGAACAUGGGUUGAAGGAGCAUCUCAUACCGUCAAGCUGCAACACAAGAAACAAGCAGAGCAGGCAAACAUGUAGCUUUUAAAGUUUUUAAAGCAUUUCCAUAAAUGUGAUCUGUGGAACAGUAAACCUCACUGUCCAGAUGAGUCUUUUACACUUGAAAUGUGUUUUUAUUUGAUCAACCCUCACUGCUAUGCAAAUCUAUGUAAUUAAAAAAAGAUGAUUCCAAUCAGCUCUUAAAUUGGAUUUUUAAAGGGAAACUGUGUUUCUUGCACCAGCAGGAAUCGGGGUAGGAACACCCACAAGUACAUUCAAAGCCAUAUUUCUUAUCAUUUGUAAACUAACAUCCAGUUUUAUGUCAACAUUGGCAUCACUGUUCAUUAGAUGUACAUUUUAAAUUGUGUUCACUGUGACUAUGAAUACGCUUGGUACCCCAUGAACUAGUUCAGGGACAUUAAGGACAAUGGAGUUUGAUCUAGGUGUGCUUGGGGAACACUGGUGCCUAAAGGAAAUACACGGUAAAUCUUUGUCAAUGUUUUAAUUUAUUUACCAAUCAGCUGUCAUUUUGUAAAAGAAUUAAAGACAUUUUAAAAGA
Girardinichthys multiradiatus is the source of this 3105-nucleotide messenger RNA. RefSeq names its product long-chain-fatty-acid--CoA ligase 1-like. Gene Ontology annotation, molecular function: arachidonate-CoA ligase activity. Gene Ontology annotation, cellular component: membrane; endoplasmic reticulum. The record is from RefSeq and is a predicted model, not a curated record. Bases 322 to 2445 code for a protein of 707 amino acids. Gene Ontology annotation, biological process: long-chain fatty-acyl-CoA biosynthetic process; very long-chain fatty acid metabolic process; long-chain fatty acid metabolic process. NCBI's taxonomy places the organism in Eukaryota, Metazoa, Chordata, Actinopteri, Cyprinodontiformes, Goodeidae. The transcript is spliced from 22 exons.